Molecule: messenger RNA, 6340 nt
Organism: Ectocarpus sp. CCAP 1310/34
Lineage: Eukaryota; Phaeophyceae; Ectocarpales; Ectocarpaceae
Source: the annotation of a GenBank genome assembly
AAGAGAGAGGGCUCGCCUUCUCGGAGGCAGGGGAGAGCCGUUUGGCCUUCUCGGAUGCAGGGUAGGGCGGGAGUGGAGGGGAGUAGUGGGCCGAGCUGUGCCGGACCGCUUGCUCCAACGCCAACACGUUGUGCGCUCUCACGCUCAAUGCUGUCACCGCUGAGGACCGCAUGGUCGUUGACGCCUGCACUCAUCUCUUGGGCCCGUGUGGUGGCCUCGUGUGUGCCGGACAAGUGUGAGCAGGGUUGUGGCUGUACGGGUGUUUCAUCCCUGGUGAUUCCUGCGGAAUUCUUAGAAAGAGGCAAGGGGAGGAUGAUGGCUAGCACGAAAAAGGCACCGGGUAAGACGGAAAAAGCCGCGCCCGGGGGGGGAGGUGGUGGACAGGCCGCCGUUGUGGGCUUUAGCCAGAAGAAGAAAAAGAAGCAGCCGAACAAGAAGAAGCCGGCCAAGACCAACAAGCAGUCGAUCAAGCAGCGCGUCCGUGCCGAGGCGGCGGAGAAAUCCCGCCUGUUGCGCAAGGCGAAGCUGGCCAUGCAGAAAAGGAUUCAGCGUGAAAGCACGGCUGCUGCUGCUGCCGCCGCGGAAGAGGAGAGAGCCGGUGGCGCGACAGCCCUCUCUGCCCCUUCGUCCUUCGAAGACGGCUCUGAUUAUGUCGGCCCCGCUCCCCCCCGAGCCAGCCCCGGCAACGCCAGCGGCGCGCGCCGGGCGGAGCGGCGCGAGGCCGUCCAUCACGACGUGGAGGUGAAGCUGGGGCAGUGGCGCAAGAAGCGAGCUCGCGAGGAGGCGGGUCUGCCGGGAGACGGCGAACAGCAGUACGGCCCGUGCCCGGCGGGGGCCGGCUACUACGAGCAAAGCGACGGCGGUGGUAGUAUGCAAGGCGGUACGUUCGGGAGGAGUUUGUUGUCGGCGGGAGGCGGGGGAGGGGGAGAGGCGGGGGACUCUCGGGUCCUGGGAGGCGCAGGGGGAUGCUGGCGGGGCGCGGCGAACGGCGGCGGUCGCUGGCCGGAGGUGUUCAACGCCCCCGCGCCCAGGCGGUCGAUGCCCCGGCCUGGCAGAGCGGGACCUUUCCCUUCGGCAGCGGCAGCGACUGCUCGGCCUGGCGGUAGUGGAAGCACCGGUGUAACGAGCGACGCUCGAGCCAGGGACGCAGAAACACGCUGGGUAGCCCCCUGGAUGGUUGGCUUGGUCGAUCGCUUUCCCGGUGGAGCCGCAGGACCGCGCGGCCGUGGUGGCAGGGACGCCGGGCGCGUGGGUCUCGUUGGCAGCGAAGAGGGCGAGGCCGGGCUGUUGCGCGGGGCCUCGGAUGGCGGCGCUCUCCAAUCCCGUGGCCGUGAUGGUAGUAACGUGGACAUCCAUGGGGCUGGUAGCUCGCACGGGAGUUCCGUGAAGAGUCCAGAAGGCGCGACGAGGGACGGGGGUGCGGAGGGAGGUGGUGAAGCGAGCGGACAAUCCGACUUGCAUCACGAGAUAUUGAGAUUCGAGGACUACGUCUCGCUCACCCCGGCCGAGGUAGCCGCGAGAGAGAACCUGGUGUCGUCGGUCCAAGCGUCCGCGAGGGAGGCUCUAGGCAGCGGGGCGACGGCUCGGGCGUACGGCAGCUACGGGGGAGCGGGCGAUGAGCUUUGUUUCUCCAUUUUCCUCUCGGACGUGGAUAUCAGCGUGAGGCCUCCCGCCGAUUCAAGCACUGUUCCUCCGCCUCAGGGCAGAUGCAAGGCGCCUGCAAGGAGCACGCUGGGAAGUUUCCUAGACCUUACGAGGGGAUCGGACGACGGCUUCGAGGAAGGGUCGUCUUCGUCAGAUUCGUCGUCGUCGUCUUCCGGUUCCGAUUCCGAUUCCGAUUCAGCAAGCGACGGCGACAGAGCGGGGAGCAACUCGAAGCCAUCCCCAGGCCCGCAAUCAGCGGCGGCUUCAGAUGCGGCGUCGGCAAUCUACGUGGCCUCGUCGGGAUCUGAAUCAGACCGCCCCGAGGAAUCUCCCUCCCCUAAUCGCCCACAACAAGGAGGAAGACGUCCCGCAGGGCAGCCAGGCCGUUUUCCGGAGGACCAGGCACGAGGAGGAACCACCACCGGCCCUUCUUCGGGGUGCAACCCCGCUGAUACGGCGGUGCCCCAGUCUGAUCAAUCGACCACGAAGUCGGUGACCUCGGCUUGCAAAGCGGGCGACGAUCGUGGAGGUUUCAGCGUAAAAAGCAGUAGCGCACCGGGAGCGGAGGCGUUUGGGUUUUACAUCGACAGCCGGCCGGACCCGGCGUUGCAGAAGCUCGCCCUUCGGGAGAGAGAGCGCGCCGCAGAAGGUGAAGCCCCUUGUCCCUCUGAUGGUCUCGGCACGGAGGAAUGCGGGGACUUCGGACGCCAACCGGUGGGCCCGCCAUCAGCGGCAAAGGCGGCAGGAGCGGCGGAAGCCGACACGGCUGUAGGGGCGCUUUCGGCCCGGGGCCUUGCCAAGAAUUUGCCAUCCACAAACCCCUCCACCACUGAGGCGAAGCCAGCCGAGGCUGCUUCUGCACGUGCUGGUGAGGAGGUUGCCUCGUCUUCGAAACGUUCUUGUGCGGGUGAAGCUGGUGCUCGUGCUGCUAGUGAGGUUGCCCCGUCUCUAAAUCCGUCUGCCGGUGCUGGUGCUGAGGUUAGCGCGUCUAUCGAACGUGGUAUUGGGGGUGGUGGUGCUGCUGAGGUUGCCUCGUCUUCGAAUCCUUCUGCUGCUGCCGGUGCUGAGUUUGCUUUGACUUCGAAACCUUUCGGUGCUGCUGGUGGCGGUUACUUCCCUAUUGCUAACGCGGAUCUCGGGGCAGGAGCUGCUGCUGUUGGAGAACGCAAUACCAUGGAUAUACGAGACAUCGGAGAGACCACCGCACAAGCGAGCAGCACCGACCCCGGCGACCCAGCAGCACCCAUGCCGGCCGUCGUUCCCGGCGCCGUUCUGAAGACCAAUGAUGAAACCACUACUCCGGGACCAUCCAACACGAGCUCUAGCUCAGUGUCUCCCACGCGGCAAGAAAAAGGACUCUUCCUUUCUCCGUCCCCUCGACCGCCGGAGAGCCGCCUUGCAAGCGAGGACGAUGUCGGGAGCGGUGGCGGUAAGAGAGGCUUGUUAGAGGCGGGUGAGAGCCAGGGUAGCCGCGUGACCGAAGAGGUGGAAGGCGGGCGGAAUCGAGCGGUGUUGAGCCCUGACGGAGGCAGUCGGUCGGGCAAAGGGAAGAAGAAGGUGGAGGGAGAGCACGGGCGGGAGGGGAAAGAAGGAGAGGAAGGGAAAGAGGAGGAAGUCGAAGAGGAAGAGGGGGACGAGGAAGUGGGAAAGAAGGAAUUGGAAGAGGAAGAAGAGGAAAAUGAAAGCGGCAGUCGUGCGGGGAACAUGCCUCCAACACGUCACGUAGGCGAUGGCGAGCGGCCCGCCGCAAAGGUUGCAUCUGCCUCGUCAGCUGAUUCUGCGGUUGUUGACGCCGCCACCAGCGCGAUCGUCAGCGAUAGCGAGGUGGCCAGUGCGGCGGUGCAGCUGGUCGCCGACCGCAUCCGCGCCGAAAGCGAACGCACGGUGCGGUUGAGGGCAAUCGCGGCCAGCCUAGCUGCUGAGCUCUGGCAUACCGGAGAGAGCGGAACUAGCAGCGGCGGGGCAAUCGGUCCCAGAAAUCCUGUGCAGGCCGUAGCAGCGGUAGGGCAAGGCAACCAAGAAGACGAAGACGGAGACGGCGACGGGGUUCCCAAAGAUCCCGAGGAGGCCAGGUACUCGGAGGGGCCGAUGGCGCUUGUGCGGGAGCAAGAGAAGAGGAACCGAGGCGGGAGUCUUCCGGUGGCGUUCGUAAGCAACCCCGGAGGGGGAGGAGGACCGACCGCGUCCCAAAAUUCGCGCGAAUCUUUGCGGGCUGCUAAGCUACAGGCAGCACUGACCGCGUCCGCCGAAGCCGCUGCCAAGCGCAGGCGGUCGGGAAUCGCCGUCCCGCCGGAGGGAGUUCUAAAGAUCCACGCGCGUCCGGGGCUGGCCGGUAAACGCGGCGGGUGGGGCUCAGGGAGAGCGCCUUGGCGCGGAGGGAGGGCCGGCGGCAAGGCUCGGGCGGUCUCCGGCAAGCACCUGCUCAAGAAGCGCUGGGUGGAGAAGUUCGAGUUCAGAAGCCGCGCCAAGGUUCCGAUUAUCGCCAUGCUGGAUGCGAGAGGGGGUGUUGAUUGCGACGUGAGCUGGGCUGGGGACGGGGGAGGGGGUGACUGCUGGGAAGACCCCACCGAAGCGCCCGGUCCGGCGUACUUCGCCAAGAUGUUUCCGGGAACUUUCCGCCCCCUGGCUUUGAUCCUCAAGGUUUUCAUGCGCCAGAGAGGCCUAGACAAGCCCUUCACCGGAGGGGUUGGGUCGUUCAAGCUUUACGCUCUCAUCGCGUCACACCUUCAGGCUUGUGGCUGCGGGAGGGCGCAGCAGCAGCCACGCGACCUGGGACAGCUCCUCUUGGGCUUCUUCCGUCGCUACUCGUACACCUCGAAGGAAAGGCUCGCGCCAACGACUGUCCUGCGUGUCAAGGAUCUUACUGUUGAUCUCGGUUCAGCCUACAGAGCCAUGGCAGCUUCGAAAGACUUUGCCAGGGCGGCUCAAGCGCUGUCUUUAGCCAUCGCCGAAGAGGCUAGCAGCUCCAAGAACGGAGGUCUGAGCGCUGAAGGCAAAGGCACUGCCACCUGCCGCAACCGUAACCCCAAGAGGCCCAAAAUGAACCAUUCCGAUAGCAAAACCGCGAACCUGACGCCGCCGGCGCAAGCCGCUGUGCCCGUCGAAGGAACAGGAGGCGGAGGAACAACAGAAGGAAAUGAAGCUGCCCGUGACGCACAACAGUCGACGUCGGUUACCACGGGUUUAGGCCGCUCGAAACGUUUCACGUCCAUGGCGGCAACCGGUGUUGGUCUCCACGAUGAUGGUAGGUUUGUUCUUGAUGACGAUCGUCGACAUGUCGGUUUGUCUGGAAGCCUGUCCAGCAACAACUGGCCCCUCGGAGGCUUCGCAUCGGCCGCAGGUGUCGGUGAUGGAGGAGAAACGAGUGGCUGCGGCGGUGCCCAUGGGAACGCUGAUCUAGACUACGAUCAACCCAGAGACGGAGAGGUUGACGCCAGCGGAAGCCGACAGCACGGUCAACCCUCCUUCAGAGACGGGGCAUCCGAGGACGGGAGCAUCAGAGGGAGCGACCAUCAUCGAGACGGCACCAAAGACCGUUCAGAAUCACAACUUCGAAAUGGCAGCUCUGAACCACGCUCCGAAUCGCAGCAUGAGCAAGUGGAGCACGCCGCUCAGUUUAUUAGACGCCGAUCGAUCCUGGGAAGGGUCAUCUGGGGGUCGGACCUUCGCCGCGAGAGGGAAAGCAGGCUUGUUGCUGUAGGCAGCGCGAAGGCGUCUCCACGUCCCGCAGGCCCCGAACCAAGUUGGCAUGUCAAGCUUGAGACGUCUUCACACCCCGGUGGCGAAGGCCAGCCAAACGGACAGCCCCUGGAAACGUGCCCGGGUGCAAAGCCCCGCUGGGGGCACGGGUCUAACAGCGGUGGGCUGUUCGAGGCCAGUUCGGACGCCAAAGGCCGCGGAAGUGGCGGCGGUGGCAGUAGUGGUGGAAGUUCGGUGCAACAACAAAAGCAACAAACCCAAAAGAAAAAGCCCAAGGCGAAGAAGAACGUGGAUAAGGUGCAGAAAAAGAAGAUGACCAUGAAGAAAGCGGCGAAGAAGAACGUGAAGAAGACUGUGAAGAAGACGACAAAGAAGAUGAAGGAGGGAAAGAGAGGAAACUCGUCAAAUGCCCCGUCGCACAAUAGCAGCAAUGGAAGCACCAAGAAGAGGAAGAGGGCCUCAAGCGACCAAGCCACACGCGGAAGCACGAAGCAGCAACCGAAGAAAGCAAAGUCGAAGGCAAAGAAGGACGCUGCGACAAGGGGUAUUGAUUAGGAGAAGGAUGGGAUUACAGAGAGACUGCUGCGUUCAUCACCGCGAGCGUUUGGCCGAAGCGUUACGUCAAGACCCCACAAGGUCAGCGGUGGCCGCAGCUCGUGCAUGUUUAUAAUAUGCUUUGCCCGUGUCGGUGUGUCGCUGCAGCCUGUUCGCAUGGCCAGUGUCUUUUUAUGCGAGCGGUAUGUCGUGUGGGCUACGCUGUGUUGAUUACGGCAUGUUUCUGUUGUUUCGCAUGUUGAAGCAAUGGUACACUCUGGGUGAGUAGUGCUUUUGCUGUUGGACCGACACGGCCUCUCUAUUUCGCCAGCUGUCGAGAAUGGCGUCGUCCAGUCUCCGCGCUCAGCUUACGCAGUUAGUUGUGAAGAUCAGAGAUGCACCAGAACAAUAUCGAAAGAAAAGUUGGCUGGGACUCAUUUGGUCCAAGUUCAUGUAACCCUUC